CGAGAAUUAACAGUCAGAACAGUCAGUCAAAGCGCGAGAAAACUUCCGUUUCCACGUACGCCAAACGUGCUCGAGCUUGAGCGUGAACCGAUUCUACAGCGAAAAACUUUUCCGGUUCUCGUGGAAAAAUGCAAGAUGGUAGUGUACACCGCUCGUGAAAAUUUGUUCAAAGUGAUGUCUGGGACCUCUUUCAAAUCGUUCUCCAUCGCUGACAUUCUGUCCACCUCGGAUAGUGUAGCAGAAAAUAAAUGUGAAUCUUCGAGCGUGAAGGAAGAGUUGGUCGAUGAAAGUGAAAGCUCCGACUGUGAUUUGGACGUAACUUCGCACUCACCUACGAAGGAUGAUGACGGCAAGGGUGAGGAGAAAGGUGAAGAGGAGAAGAAGACCAAAGAUAAACCCCCUUACAGCUAUAACGCUUUGAUAAUGAUGGCCAUCCGAAGCAGCCCAGAGAAACGCUUGACCCUCAACGGCAUAUAUGAGUACAUAAUGAGCAACUUCCCUUACUACAGGGACAACAAACAAGGCUGGCAAAACUCCAUAAGGCACAAUUUAAGCUUGAACAAAUGCUUCGUUAAGGUACCAAGACACUACGAUGACCCUGGAAAGGGUAACUAUUGGAUGUUGGAUCCAUCAGCUGAAGACGUCUUCAUUGGUAGCGCCACUGGAAAACUCAGAAGGAGAAACACUGCAGCUUCAAGGAGUAGACUUGCAGCUUUCCGAAGAACCUUCCACUUUCCUCAAUUCUACUACCAGAACUUAUACUCUCGUUAUAAUCCCUACAUGAUGAACACUCUGGUACCAAGACCGCCAAUUCUAGGAAGUUUUCCUCAAAUGUUGGACAUGUCGACGGCUCUGAGACAGGCUCCGAUGGAUAUGAGCGCCUAUGGUAUGAGACUUCCAGGUAAUUUUCAACAACCGCUAAGUAUACCGAUUCUGCAACAAGCAAUGGCGUCCUUCACGCCGCAUUCGAGUACUCUCGGACAAGAACAGACCCCUGAGGGACUCCUAAAGCCGGUCACGGUGUUAUCUUUGAAUAAAUAGUGUCUUGGAUUGGAGAUUCGUAUGUUAACUUGUGAUAUUAGUGUAAUGUUAUUUAAUAGAGGAAAAUCUUGUAUAUAUAAUAUAUUAAGACUAAUUUUCUAAUUAGUUCACACAAAUGUAAAUAGAUGAGAAUAAACGUACUAUC
Coccinella septempunctata (seven-spotted ladybird) is the source of this 1186-nucleotide messenger RNA. RefSeq names its product fork head domain transcription factor slp2-like. The transcript has a single exon. NCBI's taxonomy places the organism in Eukaryota, Metazoa, Arthropoda, Insecta, Coleoptera, Coccinellidae. Gene Ontology annotation, cellular component: nucleus. The coding region runs from base 136 to 1041 and encodes 301 amino acids. Gene Ontology annotation, molecular function: DNA-binding transcription factor activity; sequence-specific double-stranded DNA binding. The record is from RefSeq and is a predicted model, not a curated record. Gene Ontology annotation, biological process: regulation of transcription by RNA polymerase II.